ACUAAUGCAGGGACGCAAGACAUUUUUUUUUUUUCUGCGGGAGGGGAAACACCUCUUCGGCACGGGGAAGGGAAGGGGGGGAGGGAGGAACCGAUGGGAUUUGCAGAAAUGGUAGGGAAGUUUUCAGUGAACCUCAACAAGCGAGAAAGGAAAGGGAAAAAAAUAAAAAAAUGUUUGACGUUGCAUACCAUCGUCAGCCACGAACUUCAACGGCCCUCGCUUCGCUGCGAAGAGACUCCGUGGGGGUCGUCGAGCAGCCCUCCCCCUCCCCCCCUUCCUAGCCGCCUCGGUCGGCCUCUGGAGCCAUGUACGCACGACGUCGGGUUCGACACUGGCGGAGCGCUUAAGUGUCAAGGACACAGAUCGGCACAGCAGUCUGGACUGGCUGUUGGGGUCACGACGGUCGUUCUUAGGCCUAGUGCGCUGAUUGCCUGGUACUUGGACCGCGGCAAAUGUUGUCAGGAUGAUGGCUACCCAAAGAAACCGACACCGGGCACAGAGACAGGGCGAAAAGACCAGCGAAGUGAAAGAGAAAAAAAACCCCCGACCAAAACGAAAAAAAGCUCAUAGGGGUGGAGCGGGAGAUCCGCAAAUGUGAGGAGAGAGCCCCAUCCAUGUUGGACGGUGAUCAUGCUAUGAUCACAUCUCACCAGAUCAGUCGAC
Molecule: messenger RNA, 663 nt
Organism: Colletotrichum navitas
Lineage: Eukaryota; Fungi; Ascomycota; Sordariomycetes; Glomerellales; Glomerellaceae
Exons: 1
Coding region: 94-570 (158 amino acids)
Source: RefSeq, a predicted model, not a curated record